AUGACCCUCUCCCCUCCCCCCCCACAGGAGUACUACAUAGCAGAUGCAUCUGAGGACCAAGUGUUCGUGUGCGUGAACCACUUGAACAACGUCACACACCUCUACAUCUCAGACACACAGGGCCUCGCCUUCUCUCUGUCGCUGGAGAACGUGCUGUAUUACAGUCCUGACAGCUCUGGCAGCAACACACUCAUCAGGUAUUUUGCCAAUGAGCCGUUUGCAGACUUGCACCGUGUGGAGGGGCUGAGGGGCGUCUACAUCGCCACGCUCAUCAACGGCUCUGUGAGCGAGGACAACAUGCGAUCCGUCAUCACGUUCGACAAGGGAGGGACGUGGGAGUUGCUUCAGUCGCCUGCUACCGACAGCCUGGGAGGAACCAUAGACUGCCAGCUCAGUAAAGGUUGCUCCCUUCACCUGGCUCAGCGCUGGAGCCAGUUGUUUAACAUCCAGCUAAGGAGAAUACCCAUUUUAUCCAAGGAUUCUGCACCUGGACUUAUUAUGGCCACAGGAUCUGUUGGCAGGAACUUGGCCAACAAACCCAAUGUGUAUGUAUCCAGCAGCGCUGGAGCCCAGUGGAGAGAGGCAUUGGCAGGCCCUCAUUUCUACACCUGGGGUGACCACGGCGGCAUCCUGAUGGCUAUUGCACAAGGAGGCCCCACCACACAACUGAAGUUCAGCACCAAUGAAGGCGAGACGUGGACCGACUUUCGGUUCUCAGAAAAGGAAGUGUACGUUUACCAGCUGCUGACGGAGCCCGGAGAGAAGAGCACCAUCUUCACCAUUUUUGGCUCGUAUGCCGAGCAGAGACACAGCUGGCUCAUCUUGCAGGUCAACACCUCUGACGUUCUGGGCGUGCCUUGUUCUGAGAAGGACUACAAGCACUGGUCCCCAUCCGACGAGCACGGUAAUGAGUGUCUGCUGGGCAGAGAGAUAACGUUCAAAAGGCGAGCGCCUCACGCUACGUGUUUUAACGGAGAGGAUUUUGACCGGCCGGUCACCAUCUCUAACUGCUCCUGCACACGCCAGGACUACGAGUGGUGA
Molecule: messenger RNA, 1041 nt
Organism: Neolamprologus brichardi
Lineage: Eukaryota; Metazoa; Chordata; Actinopteri; Cichliformes; Cichlidae
Source: RefSeq, a predicted model, not a curated record